GAUAUCCCUGAACGCAGCAGCAGGCUGAGCGAAGAUGGCGGACUGUGUACGUGUUCCUCUGCUGCUGCUUUUCAUCUGCUCCUUGCCGCUUUUCUACCCGUCCCAAGCCGAAAACACCGGCCUCGGCAAAGCCCGGUCCAAUGCCGCUGGCCUCCAGAACCAGCCUGGUGGCGCGGCUCCGGCCGUGAUGAACGCGGGAGCCGCCGAGAGGAUCCUGGGCGCCGGGGCCUCGGCGCCGAGGAAGCGCUCUACCGGCUGGAAGUUGUCCGAGGAGGCGGUGUGCAGGGACGACCUGACGCGGCUGUGCACCAAGGAGUCCUGGAACAACAACCUGGCGGUGCUCGAGUGUCUACAGGACAAGAAGGAUGGCACCGAGAUCGCUACUGAAUGCAACCAUCUGCUGUGGAACUACAAAUACAACCUGACCACCGACCCCAAGUUUGAGUCCGUUGCCGUGGAUGUGUGCCGGUCCACCAUCUCUGGGAUCAAGGAGUGUGCGGCGGAGGAGUUGGGGAAGGGCUACCUGGUGUCUUGCCUGGUGGAUCACCGCGGCAACAUCAGCGACUACCAGUGCAGCCAGUACAUCACCAAGAUGACCACCAUCGUCUUCAGCGACUACCGCCUCAUCUGCGGCUUCAUGGACAAGUGUCGCGAGGACAUCAACGCUCUGCACUGUGGCAGCAUCAGCACCGGAGAGAAGGACAUCCACUCACAGGGCGAAGUCAUCGCCUGCCUGGAGAAAGGUUUGGUGCGAGAGGCGGAAGAGCAGGUGGGGGCGCACCCCAUCAAGGAUGAGUGCAAAAAGUCCAUCAUGAGGGUGGCGGAGCUCUCCUCCGACGACUUCCACCUGGACCGCUACCUCUACUUCGCCUGCCGCGAGGACCGCGAGCGCUUCUGCGAGCAUACGCUGGCAGGCGAGGGCCGAGUUUACAAGUGUCUCUUCAACCACAAGUUUGAGGAGGCCAUGUCCGAGAGGUGUCGCGACGCGCUGACCACCAGGCAGAAGCUGAUCGCUCAGGACUACAAGGUGAGCUACUCGCUGGCAAAGGCCUGCAAGUCGGACCUGAGGAAGUACCGCUGCAGCACGGAUAGCGGCAUGCCCCGGGCCAGGGAGGCUCGCCUCUCCUACCUGCUGCUCUGCCUUGAGUCGGCCGUGCAUCGAGGUCGCGUGGUCAGCGGCGAGUGCCAGGGUGAAAUGAUGGACUACAGGAGGAUGCUGAUGGAGGACUUCUCCCUGAGCCCAGAGAUCGUGCUCCACUGUCGCAGCGAGAUCGAGGAACACUGCUCGGGUCUGCACCGCAAAGGUCGCACGCUCCACUGCCUGAUGAGGGUGGGCCGAGGCGACAUGGGCGCCAUCGACCCCAACUGUCAGGGAGCGCUCCAGAAUUUGAUCCAGGAGGUAGACCCCGGAGCGGAUUACCGCAUCGACCGUGCACUGAACGAAGCCUGCGAGUCCGUCAUCCAGACCGCCUGCAAACACAUCCGAAGUGGAGACCCCAUGAUCCUGUCGUGUCUGAUGGAGCAUCUGUACACGGACAAGAUGGUGGAGGACUGUGAGCACAGGCUGCUGGAGCUGCAGUACUUCAUCGCGCGGGACUGGAAGUUGGACCCCAUCCUCUACAAGAAGUGUCAGGGCGACGCGGCGAGACUCUGCCACACGCCCGGCUGGAACGAGACCAGCGAGAUGAUGCCGCCCGGCGCCAUCUUCUCCUGCCUGUAUCGCCACGCCUACCGCUCGGUGGAGCAGGGGCGCCGGCUCCCUGGUGGAAACAAUGAGACACGAAACAUUACUUGGACCCUGUCCCGGGACUGCAAGGUGGAGGUGCAUAGGAUCCUCCACCAGAGGGCGCUGGACGUGAAGCUGGACCCCGAGCUGCAGAGACGCUGCAUGACCGACCUGGGCAAGUGGUGCAGCGAGAAGACCGAGGCGGGUCAGGAGCUGGAGUGUCUUCAGGACCACAUGGAGGAUCUGGGCCUGGACUGUCGGAAUGUGGUGGGCAACCUGACAGAGCUGGAGUCCGAGGACAUUCAGAUCGAGGCGCUGCUCAUGCGAGCCUGCGAGCCCGUCAUCCAAGCCUACUGUCAUGAGUUGGCUGACAACCAGAUCGACUCCGGCGACCUAAUGGAGUGCUUGGCUCAGAACAAACACCAGAAGGAGAUGAGCGAGAAGUGCACGGUGGGAGUCACGCACUUCCAACUGAUUCAGGUUAAAGACUUUCGCUUUUCCUACAAGUUCAAGACGGCCUGCAAAGAGGACGUCCUCAAACUGUGUCCCAACAUCAAGAAGAAGGUGGACGUGGUGAUCUGCCUCAGCACCACGGUGAGGAACGACACCCUGCAGGACGCCAAGGAGCAGCGCGUGUCCGUCAAGUGUCGCAAGCAGCUGCGCGUGGAGGAAGUGGAGAUGUCUGAGGACAUCCGUCUGGAACCAGAACUCUACGAGUCCUGUAAGCAGGACAUCAGCCGCAUGUGUCAGAAUGUUGCCUUUGGCAACGCACAGGUGAUCGAGUGUCUGAAGGAGAGCAAACGUCAGCUGACUCAGCGAUGUCAUCAGAAGAUCUUCAAGCUUCAGGAGGUUGAGAUGGUGGAUCCAGAACUCGACUAUCAGUUGAUGAGAGUCUGCAAGCACAUGAUCAGGCGCUUCUGCACCGAGUCUGAGGGCAAGAACGUCCUUCAGUGUCUGAAACAGAACAAGAACAGCGAGCUGAUGGAUCCAAAGUGCAAACAGAUGAUCACCAAGCGUCAGAUCACUCAGAACACAGACUACAGGCUAAACCCGGUUCUGAAGAAGGCCUGCAAAGCUGACAUCCCCAAGUUCUGCCAGCCCAUUUUGAACAAGGCGACUGCUGACCGCGAGCUGGAGGGACAGGUCAUCGCCUGCCUCAAACUCAAGUACGCGGAUCAGCGUCUGUCGGCAGACUGCGAGGAUCAGAUACGAGUCAUCUUACAGGAGUCGGCGCUGGACUACCGACUGGACCCACAGCUGCAGAUCUACUGCACUCAUGAGAUAUCCCAGCUGUGUCCAGAGGAGGCAGCAGCACAGGAGCAGACGGGCCAGGUGGAGGAGUGUCUCAAGGUGAACCUGCUGAAGAUCAAAAAGGAAGAAUGCAAGAAGGAGGUCCUGAACAUGCUGAAGGAGAGCAAGGCGGACAUCUUUGUCGACCCCGUCCUGCACACGGCCUGCGCGCUCGACAUCAAGCACCACUGCGCUGCCAUCCCGCCCGGCAGGGGGCGCCAGAUGUCGUGUCUGAUGGAGUCGCUGCAGGACAAACGCGUGCGUCUUCAGCCCGAGUGCAAGAAGAGGCUUCAGGACCGCAUCGACAUGUGGAGCUACGCCGCCAAGGUGGCUCCCGCCGAUGGCUUCUCGGACCUGGCCAUGCAGGUGAUGACGUCGCCGUCCAAGAACUACAUCCUGACCAUGAUCGGCGCCGGCGUGGCGGUGCUCUUCCUGAUGGGGCUCCUCUGCGGCAGGAUCACCAAGCGCGUCACUCAAGAGCUGAAGGACAGGUAGACCACGCCCAAUCACGGGGAGGGGGGGGUGAGGGGGUCUGGACACGCCCAACGGGAGAAACUACCACGCCGUUGACCCCCAAGCCCUCCCACGCGUCUCCCCCUCCCCCCUCGUGUCACCCCCGCGGGCGUCCAUGUUGACGUGACUUCCGCCCUCCCCCCUCCUUGACCCUCCUGGAUAGCGAACCACUGUUAAGGAGGCCCCGCCCCUUACUACAGGUUUGUUUUCCAACAGAGGCGCCCCGGCUGUUGGGCGCUGGGAGGGGGGUCUCGGGGUCAGAGGUGAGGACAUGAGGGAGUGUAAAUGUGUAGAAAGUGUGAUAUGAGAAGCGCUUGAGUGACUGUUUUGUGUGAGAGAUGCAUCAGGCUCUUUGAUUUAUCGCCCUGGGACUGCCAGGCGGGCGGUGCUAAACCCGCCCUCCUCCUCCACGGAGACGUCACUGCGGCUCUCCGUCCUGACAUUAUUUUUUUUUUCCUUCCCCGCUCUCUUUUGGGCGUCUCAGCCCACUUCAUGCAGUCCCCCUCCCAUCCCCCACGCCCUGCCCCGUGCCAUAAAUGCAGCGCGCCCCCUGCUGUUUGCUUGAGUUGUGACUUCACAGGCUUUGUCUUAUUUCGGAGUUAGGAAAGUUGUGUGUCGCGGGCGAGCUGGGAAGGGUUUCUCUUAUCUUUGCACACUUGAUUUGCUUUUUCUAAAUGCAUAUAAAAAUAUAUAUAUAGUUUGCUCAUAGCCUUAUUUAUUUGUUUGCGAAUGAAUGUUCCCUGGUGGCCUUCACGCGGCGAGCGAGUGUGCGUGUUUACGCUACUUUGAAGACUCAAAUUCAUUGUCAGAGGACGCCGUUUUGUGUCACCACUUAAUUUUUUCUGUCAGCGAUACAUCGACGGCGUUGAGUUUUUGGCCCCUCCCACAAUCAAACAUUGGGUCGCCUCCCGCGGGAUCUUUGGCGUGGACCAUCAGUGGAGCACGAGAGUGCGUGACGGCUGUUUGAGUGUGACUUCUUCUAUUUCCUCUUGUCCCGCUUUAUUUUGUGCUAAAGAUGUUUUUGUAAACAAAUGUUUUUGUGUCCAAUCAUGGAGCUUUUUUUAUUUGAUUUUCUUUUGUGUGCUCUUUUUGUUGUACAGAUGAAAAAUUGGGCAGUUUGUUGAUAAUAAAGUCUGCAAGGUUUCUA
This is a messenger RNA of Nerophis lumbriciformis (worm pipefish), 4676 nucleotides long. It is a transcript of the gene glg1a, whose product is annotated as golgi glycoprotein 1a. Gene Ontology annotation, molecular function: fibroblast growth factor binding. Gene Ontology annotation, cellular component: Golgi membrane. Lineage: Eukaryota; Metazoa; Chordata; Actinopteri; Syngnathiformes; Syngnathidae. The record is from RefSeq and is a predicted model, not a curated record.